Molecule: messenger RNA, 693 nt
Organism: Musa acuminata AAA Group (dessert banana)
Lineage: Eukaryota; Viridiplantae; Streptophyta; Magnoliopsida; Zingiberales; Musaceae
Product: protein LIGHT-DEPENDENT SHORT HYPOCOTYLS 5-like
Exons: 1
Coding region: 1-693 (230 amino acids)
Biological process (GO): mRNA transcription; response to light stimulus
Cellular component (GO): nucleus
Source: RefSeq, a predicted model, not a curated record
AUGGAACCAGCUGCCCAAGUUUCCGGCGGCGACGUCGGUGACGACGGCGCAACUCCACCUCCACCCUCUCAACCUCGGGAACAACAAGAACAGCUGGAGCAACAACAGCAGCAGCAGAAACCGAGCCGGUAUGAGUCUCAAAAGAGGCGGGACUGGAACACUUUUAUACAGUAUCUGACGAACCACAAGCCGCCGCUGACGGUGGGGAGGUGCGGCGGCGCGCAUGUGGUCGAAUUCAUGAAGUACCUGGACCAGUUCGGGAAGACGAAGGUGCACGCGCACGGGUGCACCUACUUCGGCCAUCCGAGUCCCUCGGGGCCAUGCGAGUGCCCCACGAAGCAGGCAUGGGGCUCGCUGGACGCGUUAAUCGGGCGCCUCCGCGCCGCCUACGAGGAGAACGGUGGCGGCCGUACGGAGUCCAACCCCUUCGGCGCCAAGGUUGUCAAGUCUCACCUCCGAGAAGUCAGAGAAAGUCAGGCCAAAGCUCGUGGCGUCGCCUACAAGAAGAAGAAGCGGAAGCGCCGCCUGCCCUCCGCCGUAGGCGAAGGGUGUUCGAGGGGCGUAGCGGGGACUGCUGCUACUGCUCCAACCACGACGAUCGCGAUGGCAACAGCUGAGGUUGCUUCUGUUAGUGCUUCCAGUGCUAGUGCUGCUGCAAGUGAUGCUGCAGGGAGUUCAACGUCGGCCUCAUGA